AAGAAGAAGACGAGAGACAAUGAGGCGUGGAGACACCGGGGACACCCUGAGACGUGAGGACACCGGGGACACCCUGAGACGUGAGGACACCGGGGACACCCUGAGACGUGAGGACACCGGGGACACCGGGGACACCCUGAGACGUGAGGACUGCGUCUAUACGAGCUGCUACUGUGAAGAAAACGUCUGGAAGCUUUGUGAAUUCAUCAGAAGCGAGAAAACCCAGUCCCUGGACCAGCUGUCUGCAGUCUUCAUCUCUAAUGACAACAGAACGGUUCCUCUGUGGAAGCAGAAGUCUGGACGGACGGGUCAGCCGGUGAUCUGGGACUACCAUGUGGUUCUGCUGCAGACCGGUUCUGGUUCUGAGUCUCUGAUUUAUGAUCUGGACUCUGAGCUCCCCUUCCCCUGCAGCCUGGACCGCUACAUCCACCAGGCCCUCCGCUCAGACCGCGCCAUCCGGCCAGAGUACCACAGGAAGCUCCGAGUUGUCCCGGCUGACGUCUUCCUGUCCACCUUUGCGUCCGACCGGUCUCACAUGAGGAACGGGGACGGGUCCUGGAAGAUGCCGCCGCCACCGUACCCCCCCAUCUCCACCGCAGAGUCUCACAUGAAUCUGGACGACUUCAUCAGCAUGGACCCGGCGGCGGGCGGGGGGACGGUCUUCAGCCUGGACGGCUUCGUGCUCAGGUUCUCAGGAAGCUCCGCCUCCUCCUCCGCCCCCCCAGCACUGUGACCUCCUCGUCUUCAUCUUCGUCCUCUGGCGUCGGCUGUGACCCCCAGAUGACGACGUCAGAAUGAACUUGGAGGGCGCUGAGGGGCCGG
Messenger RNA from Salarias fasciatus (jewelled blenny), 822 nucleotides. It is a transcript of the gene ntaq1, whose product is annotated as N-terminal glutamine amidase 1. The record is from RefSeq and is a predicted model, not a curated record. NCBI's taxonomy places the organism in Eukaryota, Metazoa, Chordata, Actinopteri, Blenniiformes, Blenniidae. The coding region runs from base 20 to 733 and encodes 237 amino acids. Gene Ontology annotation, molecular function: protein-N-terminal glutamine amidohydrolase activity; protein-N-terminal asparagine amidohydrolase activity. The transcript has 6 exons. Gene Ontology annotation, cellular component: cytosol; nucleus.